Condylostylus longicornis is the source of this 1585-nucleotide messenger RNA. RefSeq names its product U4/U6.U5 tri-snRNP-associated protein 2 (gene Usp39). The record is from RefSeq and is a predicted model, not a curated record. Gene Ontology annotation, biological process: mRNA processing; spliceosomal complex assembly; protein deubiquitination. The transcript has a single exon. Bases 84 to 1502 code for a protein of 472 amino acids. Lineage: Eukaryota; Metazoa; Arthropoda; Insecta; Diptera; Dolichopodidae. Gene Ontology annotation, molecular function: cysteine-type deubiquitinase activity; zinc ion binding.
ACAAUCUAUUAAUUCUGCACUAUUUAGGCAAAAAAUUUAAAUCUGUGGCAUUUAUAAGUUUAAGGAGUGUUUUAUAUUGGAUCAUGAGUGAAAUAGAAUAUACACCAUCCGUUUUCAAUCCAAAAUAUCGAAAAUGCCCAUAUUUAGACACAAUCAACAGACCAAUGUUAGAUUUUGAUUUUGAAAAGCUAUGUUCUAUUUCACUGACCAGAAUCAAUGUUUAUGCUUGUUUGGUUUGUGGUAAAUACUUCCAAGGACGUGGUACAAAUACUCAUGCAUACACCCAUUCAGUUUGUGAAUCACAUCAUGUAUUCAUUAAUCUUCAAACAUUGCGUUUCUACUGUUUGCCAGAUAACUACGAAAUCAUUGACUCUUCGUUAGACGACAUUAAAUACGUACUGAAUCCAACUUUUUCAAGUUUAGAAAUAAAAAAUAUCGACAAGAAACUUGAAAAAUUUUCUCGUACUGUAGUGGGAACUACUUAUAUACCAGGAAUCGUUGGUUUAAAUAAUAUAAAAGCAAAUGAUUACUGCAACGUAAUACUUCAUGCCCUAUCACACGUUGGGCCUUUACGAGACUAUUUUUUAGAUGAAGAGAACUAUAACAAAAUAAAACGCCCACCGGGAGAUUCAAUAUUCACUUUAGUACAGAGGUUCGGUGAAUUAAUGAGAAAAAUGUGGAAUCCAAAAAAUUUCAAAUCACAUGUUUCACCACAUGAAAUGUUACAAGCUGUCGUUUCUUGGAGUAAUAAAAAAUUUCAAAUAACUGAACAAGGAGAUCCAGUAGAAUUUUUGUCUUGGUUUUUACAUACAUUGCACAAGGCCUUAAGAGGGAAAAAGUCAAACGAUUACUCUAUUAUUUACAAAAAUUUCUUGGGUCAAAUGAAAAUAUAUACUAGAAAAAUGCCACCCGUUGAAUUAGACGAAACACAAAAAAGUUUGCUUCUCGCUACAGAAGAAUAUCAAGAAAAAGCAGAAACUUCUAAAUUUCUUUAUUUAACUUGUGAUUUACCACCCCCGCCUCUCUUCACGGACGAGUUUCGAGAAAAUAUCAUUCCCCAAGUAAGCUUGUAUCAGCUCUUAUCAAAAUUUAAUGGCGUUGCUGAAAAGGAGUACAAAACGUAUAAAGAUAAUUUUAUGAAGAAAUUUGAAAUAACAAAAUUACCUCAAUUUAUAAUAUUAUACAUCAAGCGAUUUACAAAAAAUACUUUCUAUUUAGAAAAAAAUCCAACAAUUGUUAAUUUCCCUAUUAGAAAUAUUGAUUUUGGGGAUAUUUUGACACCAGAGAAUAAAAAGAAACAUAAAUACACUAAAUAUAAUUUGAUUGCUAAUAUUGUUCAUGAUGGAGAGCCAAAAAAAGGGACAUAUAGAGUUCAUCUUUUUCAUAAACCAAAUAGUCAAUGGUAUGAAAUGCAAGAUUUACAUGUGAACGAAAUACUGCCUCAAAUGAUAACUCUGACAGAAUCAUAUAUACAAAUAUACGAACUGAAUAACUCUCCAUAAAAACAAAGUAUUGUAUAUAAAAUUUAAAUGUAAAAUCAUUUAAUAAAUUUUAACAAGAAAAUAUUUUGUUUCUCUAGAUGUGG